Brienomyrus brachyistius is the source of this 432-nucleotide messenger RNA. RefSeq names its product high affinity cGMP-specific 3',5'-cyclic phosphodiesterase 9A-like. The transcript has 6 exons. The record is from RefSeq and is a predicted model, not a curated record. NCBI's taxonomy places the organism in Eukaryota, Metazoa, Chordata, Actinopteri, Osteoglossiformes, Mormyridae.
AUGCCCACCAGCUUCCCCAGGGUUUUUCAAAUCAACGAGCUGGAGAUGGAGGUGACCAACCAAUUGGCCAUGCUGGAGAAGAGAGUGGACUUGGAAGGAUUCAAGGUGGUGGAGAUAGAACAGUACAAUAAUGACCUUAAGAAACGACAAAAUGAGAUGGCAUCUAGAAGAGACACAAGGUGAUGCUGACAGACAUCAUCACACUGUCCCUGUAAAUAUAACUUCUCCGAGGACGGGAAGAAAGCAGCUCCUAGGCGUGAUGUGCUGAGCUGCCCAAAGUACUCACCUAGGGGAGGAACGAGGCUGAAGGAGCCCAGCUUUGAUGUGUGGCACUGGCAGCACAAUGAGAUGCUGAGCUGUUUGGAGUACAAGUGCCUGGCAAAGAAGUUUAACAUGAACCCCAUAACACUCAGAUGUUGGCUGAUAAACUGA